GCCGGGCGAGGAGUGCAGCUGGGCCGGGCUCUUCUCCUUCCAGGACCUGCGCGCCGUGCACCAGCAGCUGUGCUCCGUGAACUCGCAGCUGGAGCCCUGCCUGCCCGUGUUCCCCGAGGAGCCCUCGGGCAUGUGGACCGUGCUGUUCGGGGGCGCGCCCGAGAUGAGCGAGCCGGAGGUGGACGCGCUGUGCUACCAGCUGCAGGUCUACCUGGGCCACGGCCUGGACACCUGCGGCUGGAAGAUCCUGUCCCAGGUGCUCUUCACUGAGCCCGACGACCCCGAGGAGUACUACGAGAGCCUCAGCGAGCUGCGCCAGAAGGGCUACGAGGAGGUGCUGCAGCGCGCGCGGAGGCGCAUCCAGGAGCUUUUGGAUAAGCACAAGAACACCGAGAGCAUGGUGGAGCUUCUGGACUUAUAUCAGCUGGAGGAUGAGGCUUACAGCAGCCUUGCAGAAGCCACAACCGAGCUCUACCAGUAUUUAUUGCAGCCCUUCCGAGACAUGAGGGAGCUUGCCAUGCUGCGCCGGCAGCAGAUCAAGAUAUCUAUGGAGAAUGAUUACCUGGGACCCCGAAGAAUUGAGAGUCUGCAAAAAGAAGAUGCUGAUUGGCAGCGGAAAGCCCACAUGGCUGUAUUAUCUAUUCAGGAUCUUACUGUCAAAUAUUUUGAAAUAACAGCUAAAGCUCAAAAAGCUGUCUACGAUCGAAUGCGAGCAGAUCAGAAGAAAUUUGGCAAAGCAUCAUGGGCAGCAGCUGCUGAACGAAUGGAAAAACUCCAGUAUGCAGUUUCUAAAGAGACUUUACAGAUGAUGAGAGCUAAAGAGAUCUGUUUAGAACAGAGGAAACAUGCACUAAAAGAAGAGAUGCAGAGCUUGCAAGGUGGCACUGAAGCCAUAGCUCGAUUGGAUCAGUUAGAAGCUGAUUAUUAUGAUCUGCAACUUCAGUUAUAUGAAGUCCAGUUUGAAAUCUUGAAGUGUGAAGAGUUACUGUUGACAGCACAGCUGGAAAGCAUCAAAAGACUUAUAUCAGAAAAGAGAGAUGAGGUGGUGUAUUACGACACUUACGAGACCAUGGAGGCUAUGCUGGAGAAGGAGGGGAUGGCAGCGUCCAUACAUGUACAGAGGGAGGAACUGCUGAAACUGCAGCAGAAGGCACGCCAGCUGGAGGCCAGGCGGGGCCGAGUCUCAGCUAAGAAAGCCUACCUCAGAAACAAAAAGGAAAUCUGUAUUGCAAAACACAAUGAAAAAUUCCAGCAGCGUUUUCAGAGUGAAGAUGAAUAUAGAACCCAUCACACAGUACAACUGAAAAGAGAAAGAUUACAUGAUGAAGAGGAAAAAAAAAGUGCCUGGGUGAGUCAGGAGAGACAGAGGACACUGGACAGACUCCGGAUGUUCAAGCAGAAGUAUCCUGGACAAGUCAUACUCAAGUCAACCAGGUUACGACCGGCUCACGCAAGGAGGAGGAGUGCAGUGAGCCCCGUGCCACGGGAGGACCAGUGUGACUCUGCGCCGGGGCCACUACAGGGAGAGCCCAGCGAGCAGGAGGGAGGCUGCGGCCAGCCUGGGCCCUCACAGCCAGCAGCAGCACCCCAGGGACUCCGGAGCCUUGCACAGUUUGAAGACUCUUCACUAGCACAACUUGAAGCCGUGUCAUUACCUCUCAGUGGGGCCACCUCUGAACCACCUCCCACUGCCUCUCUUCCACUUUUGAAUAGUAAUGACCUCAGACCACAUUCUGUCACUGCACAUCCACUACCAGCACCAGUUCCUCCCACACUCCUGCCGCCCCCGCCCCCCCCACCACCACCUCCACCUCUGCCUAUUGCAAAGGACAGUGCUGUCACUGCAGAGACACUGGAAAUAGGGCUGCCCGGGAAGGAUGAGACCGAGAAGAGGAUCUCGAAGUCAGCCAGCGCCCCCUCAGCACACCUCUUUGACAGCAGCCAGCUGCUCAGUGCCCGGAGAAAGCUCAGGAAGACUGCAGAAGGCUUGCAGAGGAGGAGAGUGAGCUCGCCCAUGGAUGAAGUGCUAGCAUCCCUGAAGCGUGGUAGUUUUCACCUGAGAAAGGUUGAACAACGAACUCUGCCUCCUUUCCCUGAUGAAGAUGAUAGUAAUAAUAUCUUGGCACAAAUAAGGAAAGGUGUCAAGUUGAAGAAGGUACAAAAAGAAGUUUUGAGAGAGUCUUUCACACUGCUGCCCGACACAGACCCCCUCACACGGAGCAUCCAUGAAGCGCUGAGAAGAAUUAAAGAAGCAUCCCCCGAGUCGGAGGACGAGGAGGAGGCCUUACCCUGUACAGACUGGGAGAACUGACAAACAGGUGACUUGAGAGAAGAAAGCUGUCUACAGGUAAAGAUUGGUUCUGAUUCUUUUGGAUAACAAUAGUGAAGCAGUUUGUCCCACAGCUGGAUUCCAUUAGAUCCGGAGUAUGUUGACUCAAGUGGUGUGAAAAACAGAAACGAAGCACAGCUGGCAGUUCCUUGCUGGUCACCCCGGCAGACGGCGAGGAGCGCACAUGCGGCAGCACUGCCAGCUGCAGCAAGAAGCAACUUUCUCUUCCACACCCAGCGCACCCUGUGGUGUCAGUCACACUCGGGGUCUCGGUGAACCGGAAGCACAUUGGGCAACCCAGUCUGCUGUGAGCUGUUUGGGGACUGCUUCAUGAUCAUCUUUGAGUACACUGAGAGACAACUGCUGAAAAUACAGAGCUGCUUCCAGAUCAGCUAUAGAAAUAGUGCUACACUCUGAAGAAGAGCUGUUGGGGACGCUAGAGGUCAGAAAGUAAAUGCAAAUCAGAUGGAAAUGCACUUACAAUUUUUACAUUACUCCUAAAGAAUCUUCAUAAAGAUGCUCACCGUCUGAAAAGCCACUGGAGAGACACCUAGUAAUGUGUGUACCAUGACAUUUAAUGACAUAUUUUUAGAAGGCCACACAGUCUUAUACUUUGUAAGGGUUUGAAAUUUCCAUGCUUUUAAAUAGCUUUUCAUAAUUCUGGAUUUAUAAUAGUUUGAAUUUUAUGUGUAUCCUUGUUUAUGAGAAGCAAUACUUCAUGAUUUGAUAAUAUUUCAAAUUAUUUUUAGUCUUUUUGUUUGAACUAUUGCUUGAUCACUGUAACCCGUGACUCUCUAUUGAGAAUCAAAAAUCAAGAUUCAGUAAUAGGGAUACAGAUCUUAACUGUUUCUAUCAUAUAUCAUUUUUAAGUGUUUAUUUUACUCCACAAUGAAAAAGCAUGUGCUCCACAAAAAUGCAGAAGGUAGACCCUCAGAAAAGGUUCUUUGGCUGCAUUUCCCUUUCUCUAAGUUUUGAAUGGGACUUUGCAGAGAGACCUUAUUGUUGUCAAAGAAUGUUAAACAUACGAAUGCAGCUCUAGGUUUGCUAUAAGGAAGCCUGAAGGUACCUCUGUCGUGGGUCAUCAGCAGGAUUGUCCUGGGCUUGCAUGAAGGUAGAUGAUGUAUGUAGUUGGUGGCACUCUGCAGAGUGUAAUUCUGCACAAGACAGGUCCUGGUUUAUAUGGGGGAGUUAGGAUUGAAAUGUCAAGAAGAAUUUUAUUAUCUUAGAAGGCAAAACUCUGGCCUGAUCCCAGAAAGCAGAACUAAAGUCAAAGUUCCUUAGUGUAUUGUUUUCCUGGAGAACAAGUGCUCACAUUAUUGACAUUUUUAAAUGUAAUUUUCUUUAGUUGUGGAGAGAUACUGUGACAACAGCCUCUAUGUGACAGUCUUUCAGCUUAAACGUUGGUCAUGUAUAUAUUGAUAAGAGCAGGAGCUUCCUGUACAGCAUUUUCAAACACUGAUUUCAGUCCCCAAAUAGUUCAUACAUCUCUCCUGGGAAGAAUAGAAAUAUAAAUCUACUUCACAGACUUUAUCCCAAGGUGAGAGUGUGAGUGGAUAUGCUUUAUAACUUUAAUAAAGCAUUAAAGCAUGGUUUUAAUCCAAAGAACCAUUUGUUAGAAUGUUAAUAUGUUUGGAAAAUUUUAAAGUAAAUUUAGAAACUUUUAGUAAAAAUCAUGUAUUGGUUUUAUGCAUCCAGUUUUGCAUGGAUUCCAUAUCCAGUGUUUUGGAUGCUUGCUUAUAACCUAAGUUUUAUUCACUUUAUUUCAACUUUAGAAGAAAAUAAUUAACAAAAAAACCCUGGAACCCUCACAUGUUGAAAGAAAAUUGCUACCAUUAGUGUUCUCCUGGGAGCCCACGUAAAACAACUCACUUGAAAAGAUCCUGUGGUCGGUCUCCCCACACUAUCAGACAGCAGUUGUGCAGGACACUGUCAGCUCUGAGAAGACUAAGGGAGGGCUGCUCCUCCCCCUGCAGUGCAGGUGUCGGCUGGGCUGGGGGAAGUCCCUAGCAUGUGCACUUCCCUGCCUUAGGCUCCAGCUCUUUGGGCUGGGAUAUAGUGUCCUAGCCCCUAAGUGCAAAGUCCUGGGUUCAGGCCCCUAGCAGUGGGUGUGUGGUAGGGGAAUCUAAGUUCCAAGUUUCACAGAAUUACAAAUUAUGGUAGCCUUUGGAGUUACUCACAAAUUAUAUUAAAAUUUCUAAUAGCCAGGGGCCACUUGUCCAUCAAGAUAAGAUUAUUAGUUAAACUAUGAUUUUUAAGGCAGGUUUUUUUUGUUUUGUUUUGUUUUGGUACCAGGAAUCAAACUCAGGACCUUGCACUUGCCAAGCAGAUGCUUGUGACCCUGAGCAAUAUCCCUGGCUUUAAGGCAGUUUUAGAACCACACAAAACAUGUGUUGGGGUAUUUAAAUUUUAACCCCCUGCCCCUGUGAGGAUCUUUGGCUUUAAUGUUAAAUUUAUAUAUAUUUGGUUUUGUGGCACUUACUGAUGAUCAGGUUUCCAUUUCCAAACUUGCCUGCACUUUCUGUAUGGCUCAGAAUAUUUGACCAUUCUAUUUAUGUUGAGAUAUCAUUUGUAUAUCCACAGACAACUUCUUGCUCUUGCUGAGUCAACUUAGAAGUUAAUUUACCAAUCCGGUCUUGAUUGCAAUAAGUAUAAAAUGGGAAGACAAGUAGAUCGUGACUUGAGGAUGUUUCGAGGUUAAUGUUAUUGCUCACUUGAAUUUCCGUUUAAAAUAUUCCCCUACUAGCAACCAAAUGUAUGUCUGUAUAGCAGCAUAGCAUGGAUAGGAGCAGCGCCUGCUGGCUGGCUGACUGAGCUGUCACACAGUGGUGUGAGGAAACGCUUGGCUGGUGAGGACUUUAGAGGAUGAACUGUUGUCUUGUUUAUUUUGAAGUGUAGUUACAGGCGUACUGAGUUUCUGAGCAGCAUAAAAACAAUUCCUUAGUUCUUCACUGUGGAACUGAAGCGUUCUAUGAAAUGCAGUUUUAUGAGUCCUGGUGGACGCAGCUGUGGCCAAGGUGCAGCAUUUCCAGAGAAUGUGUGGAACCUCCCCAUUCACGAGCUCUGCCAUCUCCUCUGCUUGCGUUGGGGAGACCCUUGUUUCUUCAGAGUUGAACUAGGGUUUGGCACCAUACCUGCAGCCGUGUUAUACCAUGAAAAUGUGUUACAUGGUAAAGCACACGUCAGCCAUUGUAGGCACAGGAAGGAGAGCUCUUCAGUCAGCAGGACACAGCGUAUCGGCAGCACCCUUUACAUGAGUCAGAGUGCAGCUCAUACUUAAUUUUAUACAUUCCCUGUGACCAGUUUCAAGUUACAUUACCAAGUAUGUUUGUAUUAAUUUAAGUCAAUGCUUUUAUUUUAGCCUGAAGAAAAUUUUUUAUAAACACAUGGAUUUUCAGCUUUAUUAUCUAAAUAAGUAUUAUGCACAUAGCACCAGACACCAACCUUUAAAGCAGUACUAUUGGGGCCUGCCAGGGCAUUGGAAUUGCUUAUACUUUAUCAGGUUAUUUGUACAAAAAACAAACAGCUUGUUAAAAUGCAACCAUUUGAUAAUGAAAGCAGAGAGGGACCUGUAUUUUUACCUAAGUCUUGCACUGAAUAUAAAUAAUAUAAAGUGAAUUGUAAUCAGAUUUUAUUUCCAAUUUAGUGCUUAGCAUAGAAAAAGAGCUGUGCUUAGUGUUGGAGGCCUGAGCAAGCAGACUCACUUGGGGUGGGGGUGAGAGGGCCCCUUCCACAGCACAGUGCUUGCGUGGCUGCUGAGCGGCUCAGGAGGUGCCCAGACCCCACAGAGUGCACUAUUUUUAUCCUAGAAACAUAGUAUAACUUUAAAAGUUUUCCCUGCAAAAUGAGUUUAUAUUGUUGCCUAAACUUCGAUGUUUGUAAGCAGUUUUUUUAAAGGUGAGGGAGAAGACUGUCUGCGUGCACACAUGAAAUGUUUGUCCGUGUAAUUAUUUCAAAGAUGUGUCGAUUCUGAAAUUUCCUGUGUGGGCCAGAGUAAACGUACAGUUUACAUGGCCUGUGUAGGCUGUAAUUCCAAGUGUAUGUCUGUGCCAGCUUCUGCGGACGGCUCCUGUGCCGCUGUAGGGUGUGUGCAUGGAGCAUACCUCUUUGAGAUCCACAUGGCCGCUAGGUAUGAUGAGUCACUGGAUCUCAAAGAAAAUCACGUUUUGAGAGAAGUUUUUGUUCUUUUAAAUUCAUUUACAGCCGAGAGUGACUCUGAUGGGGAACUUACAGUGUGUAGGGAAGAUGCAGAGUGAUGUUUAGAUGAAGUAUGGGCAUUGAGCUGAGUUUUAUUUAACAGGCUUUUUAUUUUAAAUUUGCAUGUUCUCUGUUAACUAUCAAAGGAUGUCGCUAGCUAUUCCAGCUGCCCCAGUACUCAUAAUUUGUAAGAGAUCUCCACAGUCACCAGGCAGCAUUUCCAAGAUGAGCAGACAGUGCAACUUGGUGACUUCUGGCCUCUGGGCCUUUUGACAGAACCCUGUUGGCUCAUGAGAUUUCUCAUUGUGCUGUGUGUCUUGCCAGGGGUGGAGCCAGAUGCGUAGUUUAUGACACAUGGAAGGCUGCAGAUCAUUUUGCAUGAAUAAAGUCCCUUAGAGCUAAUGAAACUGACAUGUUUCUACCCACUCUGGGUAAAUGAAAAUUAUGCUGGCAAACUGACUCACCAUUUACUAGCUUUAUGCAAUACUAUAAAGGUAGAAGCAGAAACACUAGCACAUUGUGCUUGGCUUUAUGGAUGGCUUUCUCUCCAUGACGUUAAAUGGACAGUGCAUAGUGGACUGUAAGUGCACCUCCCGCAGAUUUAUAAGAAAUAUGCUCAAUUAACAUUCUAAAGUAUUAAAAGUACAAAGAAAACACUAAGCAAGCAUUUAUAGCAAUACUAUGAAAUCUACAAUAAUUGUUUUGACUGUUGCCUUUUGCUCAUCAGUGCAAAUUUUCUGCAUUGUAAUUACUGUAUUGCUUUGUAUCUCAUGUUUUUUACACCUGACUUUAGAGUUAAGUACUUGUCCACCAAGUAUUGCAAUCACCUUUCUCUUAUUGUACAUGCAGUGUAAUAACAUACAGUUUUGGUGCUUAACAAUAUUCCUUUUUUUCUUUAAUAAAGGGUAUUUAUUUGAACUAA
Molecule: messenger RNA, 7445 nt
Organism: Chinchilla lanigera (long-tailed chinchilla)
Lineage: Eukaryota; Metazoa; Chordata; Mammalia; Rodentia; Chinchillidae
Gene: Jmy
Product: junction mediating and regulatory protein, p53 cofactor
Biological process (GO): intrinsic apoptotic signaling pathway by p53 class mediator; 'de novo' actin filament nucleation; Arp2/3 complex-mediated actin nucleation
Cellular component (GO): nucleus; cytoplasm
Molecular function (GO): Arp2/3 complex binding; transcription coactivator activity; actin binding
Source: RefSeq, a predicted model, not a curated record